This is a messenger RNA of Arabidopsis thaliana (thale cress), 1080 nucleotides long. Its product is annotated as Glycosyl hydrolase family 35 protein. The transcript is spliced from 2 exons. The coding region runs from base 346 to 1056 and encodes 236 amino acids. The record is from RefSeq and is marked reviewed. Lineage: Eukaryota; Viridiplantae; Streptophyta; Magnoliopsida; Brassicales; Brassicaceae.
AAUUAUUGAGGUUAUUCUCUUGGCUUCCUCCACCGGCGCCGGUAAAGCUUAUGCUUGCCGGCGUCAGGAUCUUUGUUUCUCUGCUUUCAUUGGCUCUUCUAAAUCCCCUGUAUCUCGCUAUUGUUGGCCUUUAUCUCAGUCAGCCCCAUUAUUCCCCUUUAAUCCAAAGCUCUUUGAUGUUUCUUCGGAUGUUGAAGCUAAGAGACGUUUCCCGGCAACCCCGUUCCCUUGCCAAGCUCAACCCACGAUCUAUCCAUCGCUUUUGAACCUCGAGGAGCCAUCCUUUAUCAGCGAGACUCCAUACUCGCAACUGUGACGAUUUGCUCCGGCCUGCCCAGAUGUGCUAUGGUUGGAUCUCUCUCGUCUUCCCAUGAAGCCGUUUCUCACCGGAAACUGCAACCAGGGGGCGGCGCAACCCUAACAUAUGAAGAUGCCUCUGGAUUGGAUCUUGUUUCUCGCCUAUUGGGCUCAAGCCCAUAUUUUCGUUCAUUGAGACCCACCCCUUUAAGGUGCUUUCCACGCCUUCUUCUGCAAAAGACCAGUGUUUUUGGAAGCUUGCCAAAUGACUACCUUUCAUCAAGCUCUCUAGAAGACUUUAAGCCAUUCACCCUCUACACUACUUCCAUUCGCUAUGGCUUGCCCAAGCUCCAGUCUCAUCUUACGGCAGCUCUACCUCUCAACCUCACGCAUCGGAGUACCGUCUUUGCUCGAGCCCUUGUCAAAGCACUACCUCGUGUAGUUUGUUUGGUGCCGCCGAGUUUCACGUCUUUGACCCUUACACCAACGCCACUUCGUCUCUUGACAAUGACGAAUUGUUCUUCCUUUGAUUUGCUCUUGGAAGAUUUGUCGAUUUCUUUUGAUCUCACUUGCACCAACAAAUUACCUAGCUUUUGGUUCAAAGCCCUCAAGGAUUUGAUAUCGAUUAACCCUAUCUAUCCCUUUAUGUUUCUUAUGUUAUCUUAUCUUAUGUUUUCUUUGGGGUAUGCCCUUUAUUGUGAUGUUCUAAACUUUGGGAAUUCAUUUCCCCUCCAUCUUUGUAUUUGGUUUCCUUGGUAAUGGAAUGAAAAACAAACCUUUGAC